This is a messenger RNA of Epinephelus fuscoguttatus (brown-marbled grouper), 1107 nucleotides long. Its product is annotated as calnexin-like. The record is from RefSeq and is a predicted model, not a curated record. The transcript is spliced from 5 exons. Bases 416 to 793 code for a protein of 125 amino acids. Lineage: Eukaryota; Metazoa; Chordata; Actinopteri; Perciformes; Serranidae.
GUUUGGUUCUGUAGCUUCCUCUGUGCUCUGUGCUUCUCUUACUUUUACUCUCACUUCUUUCUCUUUCUUUUGUUAAUCUUCUUUGUUUUUGUCUCACUCUGCUUCCUCUUGGAGUCUGGGCAUGUUUCUUUUGUCGCAUCUCGUUUAUUUUCCUCUCUCAGAAGUCUGUGUGUGUUCACAGUCUUUCCUUUUUUGUCUUUUAUCUUUCUGUUCCAGUUUUAUUUCUGUAGUCAUAUGAUAGAUCUAAAAGACAGAAUGUUUUUUUCUGUUCCUCAUGAGGAUCUUUGAGUGUGUUUUUAUCUGAGUGUUUCAUUUUGUGUGUGCAUGUGAACACAUGCAGUAUAUUGACUGUUACUGCAUGCAUGCGGACAUGUUUGUGUAUGAAUGUGUGUGCGUGUAGGGGCGUGUUUCAGACAUGGAGAUGAACUUUGUGUUGCUGUGCGUGAUGCUAAUAGCCAGUGUGACACCUGCGUCUGCUGCAGCUCAGCCAGGUAUCAUAGAGAGCCUCCUAAUGGCCACCCACCAGCGUCCCUGGCUCUGGGGUGUCUAUGUCUUCACUGUUGGACUUCCCAUCAUUCUCUUCAUUAGCUUCAUGUGGCCUGACGUGAGGUUUGGGCCCCCUGAUCAACAGUAUUACUACAAGAAGUCUGAUGAUGCUCAGCCAGAUGACCCUGAGUUCUCACAGCGGACAGAGGCAGUGGAUAUAAAAGGAAAGGCUGACAGAGCUGCAACAAGGAGGAGAGACACUCAUGGUAAACAGAUGAAAUCUGACUUAGACCUGAAGGAACGUUGAUCAGUGCAACAACCUCAGGAGUGGAAAGCACCACUACAGUCAAGAAGACGCUGAGCAAUCACAUCUUUGGCCAGUCUAACUGAUGACUGGAUGAAACUACACAGUGUGAACACAGCGUCUGAGGACUGACAAAUAGGCAAAUCUUUUAUUUCCAAGUAUUAUCAUAUGUUUAUAAGUAUUUCUCAAUGUUCCCAUUAAUUGUAUUAUUCUUAGUGCGCAAACACUGCCAAACAAAAUACAAAAUAUGUUCUACCUCUGCUUCUAAGAGUAUUACAUUUGCAGUUGGAAUAAAGGAUUUGAACCCCCCAGCUUGU